Messenger RNA from Chironomus riparius, 1086 nucleotides. The record is from the annotation of a GenBank genome assembly. Lineage: Eukaryota; Metazoa; Arthropoda; Insecta; Diptera; Chironomidae.
AUGUCAUUAAUUAAUCAACCACUCGAUUUGCCAUUUGAAUUGUGUGAAUUUAUUUUUGAUUAUUUACAAACACGUGAUCUUUUGGCAUGCUGCUUAGUAUCAAAAUCAUGGCUUGAUUUCUUCAAUAACAGCAUCUGUCACCACAAGAUCUUACUAUCUAUUGAUGAGACUGCAGCAAUGUGUGAUUUAUUUAAUUGCACUAGAAAAUUUGUAAGAAUAAAAUUGAAUAAGCUGAAAAACGAAAGAUUUCUGGAUAUUUUGAGUCAUUUUGCAGCAUGUGUAGAGGAAUUGGAGAUUGAAAAUUGUGAAUUGAAAAAAGAAUGUAAUAUGAAAUUUCCCUCGUUAAAGUGCUUAUCGAUUUCAAGUACCCCAGCUGAAAUAAUCCAUAAAAUUUUCAACAAUCCCUGCAAUAAUCUGAAAUGUCUAGUGCUGUAUAGACUUAAUGGACCAACAAUUAAAGUCGUGUCGAAUUUCUUAAAAACAAAUGAUUCAUUAGAAGAGAUUAACUUUUAUCUGGAUGAGAAGAACAACAUCUUUAAUCGCGAUAUUUCCAAUGAAGUGACUUUCAAGCUUAAAUCAUUAUUCAUAAGCUACAAGUCUGACUAUGAUUUGCCGACGAAAACAUUGACCAACAUAGAAAAAUUUCUAAAAAGCCAAGGCGACACGUUAGAAACAAUUAGUUUAAUUAAUUCCGCAAACCUUAGACUUCUCUUUAGAACUUGGAAUGAUUUGAAGGCUGUUAAUCGUUUAUACUUCUUUUCAAGUGAUCCAGUUCUUGAUUUUUGCCCAUUAAACGUGACUGAAUUGAAUAAAAAUUCAAAAAUUACCGAACUUGAGUUGCAUGCUUUGGGACCAUUAUCAUUAAACUUAACGCAUUUCAUUCCAUUUCUUAAUGCGGCUAUAGCUUUAAAGUCACUUGGGGUUUGGUGCCUUAAAAAAGAUUUAAUUGAGUAUGUGGCGAAAAAUUUUGAUAAUUUAAGAUUCAUCUCAUGUGCUUCAAUGGACAGCGAUUGUCUGACGUUUUACAAUGACUUGAAAUCUAAAAUUGGCAUCAAUGAUAAAAUACAGAUACAUCAAUAUCUUUAA